AUGGUUACUACCCGAUCCAAAAGUCGUUCACUGGCAGCUGACCUGCGCCUGCGCCUGCGCCUGCUGCGGCGGUCCUGCGCAAAAAACACAGAGGCCGCUGCCGAUCAAGCCCAUCACACGUCCUCGUCUACUACCACGCUGGUUGCCUCAUCCGGCGCACCGACAUCAGCCGGGAGCCACAGCUCGUCCAGCGGAACUGCCACACCAGCCUCGCCACAGGAGUUAGUUGCUGUCAGCGAUGACGACAGUGACUUUGUCAGUGAGAGCUCCGAUGAUUCUGGCAGCGACGAGAGCGACUUCCAGGAACCACCAACCCGGCACUAUUUCGUCAUUGACUCGCCGCGUCCAGGAGCUGACAUCUGCUCUUCGGCCGGCACGAGCAUCAGCUUCUGGCAGAUCCAAGGCGUCAAGGAAGAAGACCCUCCUAUCGAUGCUCCUCCCGAAGGAGACCUGGACUACUUUCACCGCCCAGAGCUGUUCCUCCACCACCCGCAGCUGAAAUCCGCAUGGAAGUCGCUGCCUGGACCACCCGAGAUGCAGAUGGUCGAGCAGCCGCCCAACCUCAAGAUCCGGCUGCUGCCGUUCCAACGCGAGGGCUUCCGCGGUGGGGUGCUGGCUGACGAGAUGGGCAUGGGCAAGACACUGCAGACCAUCGGCUUGAUGCUGGUCAAUCGUGGAAAGCCGACGCUGGUAAUCUGUCCGACAGUAGCGCUGAUGCAGUGGAAGUCUGAGAUCGAGGCGGCCUACCGACGACCUAAGCUUGCUGACGAGAACGGGGAUCUCAACCCGAGCGAGCUGGUGAAAUACGACGUUGUGCUUACCACUUAUGCGGUGGUCGAAUCGUCGUUUCGGCGCGAGCGCUAUGGAUUCCGCCGCCAUGGCAACCUGCUGCAUGAAGACUCGGUGCUGCACAAAGCACACAAUAUCAAGGACCGGUCCAGCAAUUCUGCUCAGCAAGACCUGCAGCCAGUGCUCACACACUACAUGUCGCACUUUUGCUACUGGAACUACCACAUCAUGAACCCGAUUCAGAAGAACCCAAUCAAUAGCGACAAGAGCCGUAUGGCGUUCACCAAGCUGAAGCAAGCUUCGACAAUGGACAUGGGGCUACCGCCGCGUAUUAUCCAGACGCGCCGCGACAAAUUCAGCCCCGAGGAGGAGGACUUUUAUAGCACGGCACAGUGCUGA
Molecule: messenger RNA, 1188 nt
Organism: Linderina pennispora
Lineage: Eukaryota; Fungi; Kickxellomycota; Kickxellomycetes; Kickxellales; Kickxellaceae
Exons: 9
Coding region: 1-1188 (395 amino acids)
Molecular function (GO): ATP-dependent chromatin remodeler activity; ATP binding
Source: RefSeq, a predicted model, not a curated record